AUGGCAAUAAUUGAGAAUCCUUCUGGUUCUUUUGUUUCAGUCACUCCAGCACGUUUUGAGUUCGGUAGACCUCCAAUACGCGAAAUUGGAGGAGGCAUUUUAAUUAAGCCUAGAGGGACUUUUAUAGACUCUACAAUUGUUGCUAAUUUUGCUGUUGAUGAAUCGUUUUUUGGAAUUGGAUGUUCAAUUCCUUCCUUUGGUGGAAUUUCACCACCAAUGGACUAUCUGGAUAAUAAUUUAAAUCAAUUUAUUCCUCCAUUUAGUUCAUUACCUCCACAAACAUAUUCUCCUUAUUUUCCUCAAUCUACAAAUUAUUUUCAAAAUUAUAACAAUAAUCCACUAAAUAAUUAUCAAAAUUAUCCAUUUUCUAACCAAUUUGACCAAAAAUUAAGACAACAACAGCAAUUAUCUUAUUUAAAUAAAGAUUUAAUAUUUAAUAACUGUCCUCCAACAUUUAAUGAACAAUCUUUACAAUUUUCUUCUUCAUUAUAUCCUCAAUAUGACAAUAAUCCAUAUUUUAGUAGAAUACCUUUAUCCUUUGCAGAAAGAGUUAAGAGAAUAAAGAAACGAGGAAAACAAAAACAAAUAAAAUCAUUAGAAAAUCAAAAAACAACAAAUCCAAAUAUUUUAUCAUUAAUUAAUCUAAAUAAUACAUUAUUAUCAUUAAAAGAACAUUCAUUUAAAUUUAAACGUCAAAUAUCUAAGCCCAUUGUUUCGCCUUUUAAUCAACAACAAAAUAAUAAUAAUAUUAAAAUUUCCUCUUUAAAAGGAACAGCAUAUGAGGGACAAGACAAUAUUUAUCCGAGAAUUGAAAAUACAAUACCUGUAGCUAAUCCACAAUACGAAGCAUUAGAAAAUUGGAAAACUAAACAAGGAAAACAUCAAGAAAAUUGGCAUCCAAUAGAGCAGGGAGGUGUUAACAAAUCACAAAUGUAUUGGCCUUGGAGAACAAAAAUAGGUCAACAAGAUGUUAUGGCAGGGGAUUUUAAUGAAAAUAAAGAGGAAAAACAAUUUGAACAAUUUAAAGGAAAAGAUGUUGGAUUGUCUCAAACAAAGAAAUUAAAUUUUUUUGAUCCUAAAAAGUGUGAUGGAGGAAUUGAUCCAUAUUGGUGUAAAGAUUAUAUAAAACAAUUUAUGUUAGGAAUUGAAGGAGGAAAUAAAAAUAAAUCCCCCUGUCCAGCACUUUUAGAAUCUCUCAAAAAUAGUGAUCAUCGAUGUUGUAAUGCUUUACAGCAAUUAGGUUGUUAA
Meloidogyne enterolobii is the source of this 1248-nucleotide messenger RNA. The record is from the annotation of a GenBank genome assembly. Lineage: Eukaryota; Metazoa; Nematoda; Chromadorea; Rhabditida; Meloidogynidae.